GCUGUCAGCUGACAGUGAAUAUCGCUGUGACGUUUAUAUAAGCAGAAAAAAUUAGGAGGAAAAACACAAAAUCACUAUCUUCUCUCUGAGACUGUUUUUUGUGGAAUGUCUAGCAGUAAUUAACAAUGGAGGAGAUCCUGAAUGAGAUUGUGCCCCCAGCGGAGUUGGAGAAAUUCGAGAAGAAGUACCAUCAGGAAUUGGAGCAGCAGAAUGUCACCCACAAGACACAGUUCGAGUACGCGUGGUGUUUGGUGAGGAGCAACUAUGCGGCGGAUAUCAAGAAGGGAAUUGUCCUGCUGGAGGAUUUGGCCACGAGGCAUGCGGAGGGGAAGCGCGAUUACAUCUACUACCUGGCCAUCGGACACACGCGCAUCAAGGAGUACACGGUGGCUCUCAAGUACGUGCGCAGCUUCCUGCAGAUUGAGCCCAACAACCAGCAAGUGAUCAACCUGGAGCAGAUCAUCAAGAAGAAGAUGGAGCGCGAUGGUCUGAUUGGCGUGGCAGUAGCGGGCGGAGCUGCUCUGGUGGUUGGUGGGCUUCUGGGCCUAGGAUUCGCCCUAGCCAAGAAAUGACACACAGCGAAUAUUCCAAAGAAGUGAUCACAUUGUGAGAUUGUGGAUGUUUUUUGUCGAGAAGUCUGCGAGUAAAUUGGGAAGAAUAUGUGAAUA
Phlebotomus argentipes is the source of this 668-nucleotide messenger RNA. RefSeq names its product mitochondrial fission 1 protein (gene Fis1). The transcript is spliced from 2 exons. The coding region runs from base 126 to 572 and encodes 148 amino acids. The record is from RefSeq and is a predicted model, not a curated record. NCBI's taxonomy places the organism in Eukaryota, Metazoa, Arthropoda, Insecta, Diptera, Psychodidae. Gene Ontology annotation, biological process: mitochondrial fission; peroxisome fission; mitochondrial fragmentation involved in apoptotic process. Gene Ontology annotation, cellular component: peroxisomal membrane; mitochondrial outer membrane. Gene Ontology annotation, molecular function: protein binding.